GGCAUGGGGCAGAUUGGAGUUUAGCUGAAUAAAAGUACGGCCAGUCGAUUUGUUUGUGUGCUUAUUCAGACAAGGCAUGGGCGGAUCUGAAUUUCAGCAGGGUACAUGUGAAGCAUCCGUGGUGCACGCACCCGAAACGGAAUCUGAACACUUUGCAGAUGCCAUUGGGCUCGCACAUGCUACCAUCCCCCAACUUGCCAUGUCACCUCGGAAUAUUUUACCAAGUUCAGGCAGGAAGGAGAGAAAGUGAUGCCUUGCAUCUUGGCACACUGGCACGGCACCACCGUGGGCUCUAUAAUAAACCCCUCCUGCCCGUGCUCUGUCUCCUAUCUCUUGUGUUUAUGCUUGCCUCGUGCACUCGCAGAACUCAAGUAAUAAAAUACAACUCAACUUGCAAGGAGAUAUUUUCAUUCAUAGCAGUCUUCAUUAUUCCUGUAGAAUAUACUGAUCAGCAAACAUGGGUGCCGGCGGCAGGAUGACGGAGAAGGAGAGGGAGAAGCAGGAGCAGCUGGGCCGCGCCGACGUCGGCGCGACCCUCCAGCGCUCGCCCACGGACAAGCCGCCCUUCACGCUGGGGCAGAUCAAGAAGGCGAUCCCGCCCCACUGCUUCCAGCGCUCGGUGAUCAAGUCCUUCUCCUACGUGGUGCACGACCUGGUCAUCGUGGCCGCGCUUCUGUACGCGGCGUUGGUCUGGAUCCCCACCCUCCCGACCGUGCUGCAGCUGGGCGCGUGGCCGCUCUACUGGGUGGUGCAAGGCUGCGUCAUGACGGGCGUCUGGGUCAUCGCGCAUGAGUGCGGCCAUCACGCCUUCUCCGACUACUCGCUGCUCGACGACAUCGUGGGCCUGGUGCUCCACUCGUGGCUGCUCGUCCCCUACUUCUCCUGGAAGUACAGCCACCGUCGCCACCACUCCAACACCGGCUCCAUGGAGCGCGACGAGGUGUUCGUGCCAAAGAAGAAGGACGCGCUGGCAUGGUACACCCCCUACAUCUACAACAACCCCGCUGGCCGCCUGGUGCACAUCGUGGUGCAGCUCACCCUCGGGUGGCCGCUGUACCUGGCGACCAACGCCUCGGGCCGCCCAUACCCGCGCUUCGCGUGCCACUUCGACCCCUACGGCCCCAUCUACAAUGACAGGGAGCGCGUCCAGAUCUUCAUCUCGGACGUCGGCGUGCUGGCCACCUCGUUUGGCCUCUUCAAGCUCGCGUCGGUGUUCGGGUUCUGGUGGGUGGUGCGCGUCUACGCGGUGCCGCUGCUCAUCGUCAAUGCGUGGCUGGUCCUCAUCACCUACCUGCAGCACACCCACCCGGCGCUGCCGCACUACGACUCCACCGAGUGGGACUGGCUGCGGGGCGCGCUCGCCACCAUGGACAGGGACUAUGGCAUCCUCAACCGUGUGUUCCACAACAUCACGGACACCCAUGUUGCGCACCACCUCUUCUCCACCAUGCCGCACUACCACGCCAUGGAGGCAACCAAGGCGAUCAAGCCCAUCCUCGGCGAGUACUACCAGUUCGACCCCACCCCCGUCGCCAAGGCUACGUGGCGUGAGGCCAAGGAGUGCAUCUACGUCGAGCCCACCGAGGACCGCAAGGGCGUCUUCUGGUACAGCAACAAAUUCUAGGCUGGGACAUUGGGUCUCAUGAACCCUGCUGCUGGAAUGUGAGGAAGAACUCUGGAAGAGAUCCUACACCAACAAGCUCUACCUACGUAUGGUUGGUUAGUCUUUAUUAGAUAGAAGAGAGCAUCUGGGCGCAAGGAGGAAGACUAUCAUCACCGUGCCAAUGCUAGAAGAGUUGCAGCAGGUGCAAAGGAGUAGCGUGUCCGUGGCUUUGGUCGUCAGUUCCGUCGUCUUUACUUUCUCUGCCUUGUAGUCGCCGGUUUAGUUUGGCCGGUGACCGUCCCUUGUGUUGUGUGCGUCUGUCACUGCAUUGGCGUCAUCUCAUCGUCCCUGUGUUGUGUUGUUGUAGACCAUCUCAUCUCGUGUUUAUGGCGGAAUAACUGAACAUCAAACGGCAACUUUUUUGAGAAA
Molecule: messenger RNA, 2032 nt
Organism: Lolium rigidum
Lineage: Eukaryota; Viridiplantae; Streptophyta; Magnoliopsida; Poales; Poaceae
Product: fatty acid desaturase DES2
Exons: 2
Coding region: 458-1624 (388 amino acids)
Biological process (GO): lipid metabolic process
Molecular function (GO): oxidoreductase activity, acting on paired donors, with oxidation of a pair of donors resulting in the reduction of molecular oxygen to two molecules of water
Source: RefSeq, a predicted model, not a curated record